AUGGCUGAGAGUGGAAAGGGCUAAGUCGAAAUCCAGGGGCUGACUGUACGUGGGUGACUGCUGCCGCGUUUCCCUUUACAGUCAGUUUCGAUUUUAGAUGUUGCCACUUCCUGAAAGUGUCUGGCUGACAGUGCGCUGUGAGUGGAGAGCGCAUCACCGACUGUAAUGCGAAGGCUUCCCCCAAGUCCAGCUUCAGCAGCUCCGGGAGGUUUGUCGAGCAACAUAACUGAUGGCCUCCGAAGAUAGCUGUGGAGUCAAAUCAGGUGUAUUCAUUCGUCAAGAUAGUUCCAGCACAUCACUCUCUCUAGGGUUUGACCCAUAUCAGGCUGGAUUAAAUCUUCAAUUUGUUGAACCAUUAGAAGAUAGGUACAAAUGUGUCACUUGUUCAUUUGUACUUUGCAAUCCAUACCAGACUGGAUGUGGGCAUCGGUUUUGUGAAAAUUGUAUUGCAGAAUUAACAGAGACUAAACCUAUUGCUGUUUGUCCCAUUGAUCAUGAAAGGAUUAUUACAAAUUGGCUAUUUAGAGAUAAUUGUUGCAAGAGGGAAGUAUGGAAUUUGAUGGUGUACUGUAAAAAUUCACCAGCCUGCAAUGUAAAAACAUCAUUCGGACGUUUAGGGGAUCACCUUAAAAAAUGCGAGUUUGAACAUGUAACAUGUAUCAAUGGUUGUGAUGCUAUCUUACAUAGAAAAGAUUUAAUGGAUCAUUUGCAAACUGUGUGUGAAUACAGAGAAGAAGCCUGCCAAUAUUGCAAAGUGAAACUGAUCUUUAAAAACAUUAAGGAGCAUGAAGCAGUUGCAUGUCCAAAUUUUCCGAUCCAAUGUACAUACAAUUGUGGUAAAAGUUUAUUAAGAAGUGAGCUUGACACACACUUGAUGGAAUGUCCAGAAGCUGAAGUGGAAUGUAGCUACAAAAAAUAUGGUUGCCGUGUCAAGGAAAAGCGGUGGAUGAUAAGGGAACAUGAACAUUCUUAUUUAAAUGAACACUUGUUGCUCGUUGUUACAAUCAAUACUAAAUUAGAAGAACAGAUUUUAGACUUAAAAAACACUUUAUGUGAAAGGAAUCAAGCCAUCAUUCAAUUAGAAGAACAGAUCAGCAAACUUGACAUGGAAAUGAGGCGAUUAAAUGGGCAUAUUUCCAAAAAUGAUGAUGAAGUUGCAAGAACACAGAAAAUGCUAGCUGGGCAUACUGACAAAAUAAUAAAGAUUGAGCAGCAAUCACAACAACUUUGUAGAAGAUUUGAUGAAGAAGGGAGAAGUGAAAUCUCAGCCCUGAAGGAAAUCAUCAGUGUAUUAAAGGAAAAAGUGGAUCGUGCUGAAAAUAGCAUUGCAUCACUAGCCACUUUCGAGCCCUGCCUGAAGCAACAUGAAUCAUUACUAACUGCUCAUAAGAAACUUCUGGAGAAGAAUGAUGAAAGAUUUCGAGUUAUUGAAGCUACUGGUUACAAUGGUAAACUGAUUUGGAAGAUCAACAAUUACAGAGCACGAAAGCAGGAAGCAGCAGAGGGACGUGCACCUUCUCUUUUCAGCCAGCCCUUUUACACCAGUCGCUGUGGAUAUAGGUUAUGUGCUAGGGCAUACUUGUACGGAGAUGGCGCAGGCAAAGGAACACACCUAUCUUUGUUUUUUGUGGUUAUGAAAGGUGAUUAUGACUCUCUCUUGGCAUGGCCAUUCAAGCAAAAGGUCACCCUUUUACUGCUCGACCAGGGUCCUAAGAAAAACCAUAUUGUAGAGUUCUUUAAGGCUGAUGCCAGCAGCACUAGCUUUCAAAGGCCAGUUUCUGAAAUGAAUAUCGCAUCUGGAUGUCCAAAGUUUGUAUCUCACACUGUACUUGAAAGUGGGAAAACUGCAAUGUUUAUCAAAGAUGAUACAUUAUUUGUCAAAGUUAUUGUAGAUUUAUCUGAUCUUGAAGAUCUAUAAAAGAAUUUCCAAACAUUUAUAGCUAUUUAUGUAAUUCAGGGAAGACAUUUGCACAUGAA
Molecule: messenger RNA, 1977 nt
Organism: Hemiscyllium ocellatum (epaulette shark)
Lineage: Eukaryota; Metazoa; Chordata; Chondrichthyes; Orectolobiformes; Hemiscylliidae
Product: TNF receptor-associated factor 5-like
Exons: 11
Coding region: 230-1918 (562 amino acids)
Biological process (GO): positive regulation of JNK cascade; protein K63-linked ubiquitination; positive regulation of canonical NF-kappaB signal transduction
Cellular component (GO): plasma membrane signaling receptor complex
Molecular function (GO): zinc ion binding; thioesterase binding; tumor necrosis factor receptor binding
Source: RefSeq, a predicted model, not a curated record